Messenger RNA from Ooceraea biroi (clonal raider ant), 1404 nucleotides. Its product is annotated as chymotrypsin-1. The record is from RefSeq and is a predicted model, not a curated record. Gene Ontology annotation, molecular function: serine-type endopeptidase activity. Lineage: Eukaryota; Metazoa; Arthropoda; Insecta; Hymenoptera; Formicidae. Gene Ontology annotation, biological process: proteolysis.
AAAAUAAUAUUUUUUAUAUUUACUCCCAUUAAUAAGAGAACCUUGCGGCGUUCAGCUAGGCUCUCGCAUCAGAACCGCCAGUUGCGAAUAUAAAAUAAAUACUGUAAAUAAUUUUCUCGCAGACUUAAUUAGUAAUUUUCCAGCAUCGUAUGCUUCAAUGAAUAAACUAAAUAACAGAAGCAAUAACAGAAAAAUUAUAUGUCUCGUAUACUUUAUCGCAUGUUUUUUAUCAUCACUAUGUAUGUAAUAUAAUUCUUCUUCAUUUAAUUUCUCACUUUGUGACAACUAAGUUUGCAAUGUUUGAUUUUGUUACAUCUGUAUCAUCAAAAUACAGGAUACAAACGUCAUAGCUUAUUUACUGUAACAGAUACCAUCUGUUCGCCGAGGUCGAACAUAGAUGAAUGCAAUAUAAAAGAAAGUGUAAAUUGUGGGUUUCGCUUCCAGUUUCGAACUUGGCUUGCAUUGACCAUCGAACAUGUUGUCCUUAACUGUCUUCUUAGUGCUCGGCGUUCUUGCGCAGCAGACGUUCGCUGACGAACCCGAAGCGAUCGUCGGUGGUCAGCGCGCUGCACCAGGUGAAUUCCCGUGGCAGUGCUCCUUGGUUGUGGAUGGCGACCACGUGUGCGGCUGCUCCAUCAUUGGCCCUAACAAGAUUCUGACUGCGGCUCAUUGUGUGGAUGACGUCGUUGUACCACCCUACAGAAAUCUCCGCGUUCAUACUGGAAACAUUUACAUCAACCAAGGAAAUUCUCAUGUUGUGAAAAGCGCACGCAUACAUCCUAACUACAUCCCGACCGAACAGGCAGCCUGGGUGAACGACGUUGCUGUCAUCACUCUUCAAGGAUCAAUCCAAUACAACAACGUCCAAAGGGCUAUUCCUCUUGCUAACACUCCGCCAUCGGUUGGUACGAUAUGUACUCUGUCUGGUUGGGGAUUGACUGCUCCGAAUGGACGAGUUUCACCAUACCUUCUCAAGAUGGAUCAAUCCCUGGUUUCCACUCAAACUUGCGAAAACAGACACGGAAUGAGACUUACCGAUAGCCACUUGUGCGCGCUCAACAGACGCGGAAUCGGUGCUUGCUCGGGUGACAGCGGCGGCCCACUUGUAUGCAACGGCAAGCAAUACGGUAUUACUUCCUGGGUCGCUUAUUGCGCUCUCGGGGAACCUGAUGUUUAUACCAACGUCUACCAUCAUCUCAACUUUAUUAAUUCAUCUUAAGCAAACACAUCUUGGCACGAUAUAAAUUGACAUAAAUACGUUCGAUGUACCAUCUAAAUUCAUAUCAACGCAUCGAAGGAAUGCGCUGUCGUGUUGGAUGAUACCCGACAAUUUAUUUCCGUUGAUUGCGCUUGAAGUAAACAAAAUUGUAUUCUUAAUGUUAAUAAAUUAUCUAUAAUUAAAUC